Molecule: messenger RNA, 783 nt
Organism: Lathyrus sativus (Indian pea)
Lineage: Eukaryota; Viridiplantae; Streptophyta; Magnoliopsida; Fabales; Fabaceae
Source: the annotation of a GenBank genome assembly
AUGUCAAAAUCAUCCUCUUCUCUUCCUCUACCACACCAAAAAGAAACACAUGAAGUGUUCCUCAGUUUCAGGGGCGACGACACUCGCAAGAAAUUCACAAGCCAUCUCAAUAGCGCAUUAAGAAGGUUAGACAUAAAGACCUAUAUUGACGACAAUCUAGAAAGAGGAGACGAAAUAUCACAAGCGCUUCUCAAAGCGAUCGAGGAAGCAAAACUAUCUGUAAUUGUUUUUUCGAAAAACUACGCGAACUCAAAAUGGUGUUUGGAUGAAGUUGUGAAGAUACUCGAGUGUAGGAAAAAUAAUAGGCAAGUUAUUUUGCCUGUUUUCUAUGAAGUUGAUCCUUUCCAUGUUCGACAUCAAAGGGGAAGUUAUGCUGAGGCGUUUGCGAAACAUGAAGAACGUUACUCGAAUAAAAUGAACAUGGUGCAAAAAUGGAGAGAUGCUUUGGGUGAAACAGCCAAUACUUCUGGAUGGGAUUCCUUGUCCAACAUCAACAGAACAGAAUCUGAACUUGUUGAGGAAAUUGCAAAGGAUGUACUGCAAAAGCUAAAUCAUGUUGAUGUUAGUGAUCUAGACAAGCAAAUUAUGAAAUUAGAGCAACUUGCACAACUUCAGCUUCAAUAUUAUAAAAGCAUAACGAAUUACAUGAAUAAAGAAAGUUACGACGCAACAGUUGAACGCAUAACGGAACUUAAAAUGAUAAGAAGUAUUCGAAUGCUUCGUUUGGAACCAGAGAUGAUUUCAUUCAUGGAAGGUUCAGAAGCUUAUGAAAGAUUUUUUUAG